Cyprinodon variegatus (sheepshead minnow) is the source of this 3087-nucleotide messenger RNA. RefSeq names its product RCC1 and BTB domain-containing protein 1-like (gene rcbtb1). The record is from RefSeq and is a predicted model, not a curated record. The transcript is spliced from 13 exons. The coding region runs from base 187 to 1782 and encodes 531 amino acids. Gene Ontology annotation, molecular function: protein binding. NCBI's taxonomy places the organism in Eukaryota, Metazoa, Chordata, Actinopteri, Cyprinodontiformes, Cyprinodontidae.
CGGUCAGACAAAGAAGAAGAAGGCAGCUGAUCCCAGGCAACUGAAUUUGUUUACAACAUCAGGGAUGCUUCUACGCCUGCUAACUCUCUCUCUUCCCCUAAUAACCCCCCACUUCCACCACCUUCCUCUGCUCCAUCGUCACUAACUUCUCAUCAUCACUGCUGAGAGCUACAAUUGGCAGCAGCUAUGGUGGAUGUCACUAAAUGGCCCCUAUUGUCACUACUGAGCAGUGAGGAGAGAGCAACGGUCCGGCAGGCCUGUGUUUUUGGAACAUCAGCCAACGAAGCCAUCUAUGUUACUUAUGGAAAUGAGGUCUAUGGAUUUGGUCUGAACUGCAGUGGCUGCCUUGGUACAGGUGACAGUGUGAGCAUCAUUGUUCCAAAGAAACUGGACUUCCUGCAGGGAAAGAAGAUAGCCAGCCUCAGCUACGGCAGUGGACCUCACGUCCUCUUAGCAACAGAAGAUGGACAGCUGUUUGCCUGGGGGCAUAAUGGUUACAGCCAGCUGGGGAACGGCAGCACCAACGUGGGGCUUUCACCCGUGGCGAUAACGGCUAACCUGCAGAACAAGAAAGUAACAGAGGUGGCAUGUGGCUCGCAUCAUUCUCUGGCUCUCACUCACGACGGAGAUGUGUUUGCGUGGGGUUAUAAUAACUGCGGCCAGGUGGGCUCAGGCUCCACGGCAAACCAGCCCUACCCAAAGAAGGUUUGCGGCUGCCUGCAGGGGAAGACUGCUGUGGCCAUCACAUGUGGACAAACCUCCUCCAUGGCUCUGGUCGACAAUGGAGAGGUUUACGUGUGGGGUUAUAACGGAAACGGGCAACUUGGAAUUGGGAACAAUGGGAAUCACCUUUCUCCGUGCCGCCUGACUGCGCUCCAGGGGCUUUGCAUUCAACAGAUUGUAUCAGGAUACGGGCACUGCUUGGCCCUAACGGACGAAGGACUGCUUUACGCCUGGGGAUCUAACACCUACGGUCAGCUAGGAACUGGCAAUAAGAGCAAUCAGCUCAGUCCAGUGCAGAUCAUGGCUGACAAAGAGAGGAUUGUGGAGAUUGCUGCGUGCCACUCAACGCACACUUCAGCAGCGAAGACUCAAAGCGGCAAGGUGUUCAUGUGGGGCCAGUGUCGAGGCCAGUCGAUCCCCCUGCCCCACCUCACCCACUUCAGCAGCACGGACGAUGUGUUCGCUUGCUUCGCUACGCCCGCUGUGAUGUGGCGCCUCGUAUCUAUGGAGCACGAUGAUUUCAUGACGGUCUCCGAGGCUCUCAGGAAAGAGUUCGACAGCCCAGAAACGGCCGACCUUAAGUUCAGCGUUGACGGAAAAUGCAUCCAUGUUCACAAAGCUGUCCUUAAGAUCAGGUGUGAGCAUUUCCGAUCCAUGUUUCGCUCUCAGUGGACAGAGGGUCAACAGGAGGUGAUAGAGAUCGGCCAGUUCUCCUACCCUGUCUAUCGAUCCUUCCUUCAGUUUCUCUACACAGACACCGUUGACCUGCCACCUGAGGACGCCAUUGGUUUGUUAGAUUUGGCCACGUCUUACUGUGAAAACCACCUGAAACAUCUGUGUCAGCAGAUAAUCAAGAGAGGAAUCACUGUAGAGAAUGCCUUCACCCUGCUGUCUGCAGCCAUUCGAUAUGAUGCAGAGGAUCUAGAAGAUUUUUGCUUUAAGUUUUGUGUAAACCAUCUGACUCAGGUGACUCAGACUGCAGCUUUCUGGCAAGUCGAUGGAAGGAUGCUCAAAGAGUUCAUCAGCCGAGCCAGUCGCUGUGGAGCCUUCAAAAACUGAGCGCUGCUCUUGCUUUCUUGCAUUUUAAAAGCAAGUAUGCUGCAGGUUCAGCAGAGCAAUCCUCCACAUAUGGAGGAAUGAUCAGAUUUCUGCUGAUCCACCUCAAAAGGAAUAAAGCUUCAAGUAUAUUGCACACUGUGUUGAACCGGACCAUAUCUAUGGAUUUUAAAUCAGCACUUUGGUCAGUUCCUGUGGAGUCACUCUGAAUGUUCACCAAUAUGAACACUUACAGGCUGCAUGUGUUUAUUUUAUGCAAUUUGAUUAUGCAGUUAUUACAUUCCAGUUCAGCUGACUGCACAUGCGUGCCAGAGUAAGAAAGUCGCGCUGUACUACAGCUCAUCUGUGUGAUACAUUCGAGGCACCUUUGAAAUGUUAGAUUCAAGAAUCUUUUCCAGUCAUUUCUAAUGGAAUGUAGGUCAUUUGGUUAAUUGCUACUAUUCCUUUGGCCUUGUUUUAGUUUGGCCUUUGCUCUGAGGCACUUAAGCUUGCCUGAACUACUAAGUCAAUUUAGCUUUUUAAAGAGAUUUGAGAGCAGACUUUAAGAAUUUUGCACUAUAAUCUUAGCUGAAGUUUUACUCUGUUACAAUAUUAUACGUUGUCUUGUUACUCUGCUUAUUAAAACAUAAUGAAGUGGAUUUAAAGCUCUGUGAGAAAUAACAUUACUGUAUUCAUAUGAUCCACUGGAACAGAGAGAAGCAGCCUCUCUGUUCUCAAUAGAUGGAAGUGCGAUUCAUGUUCUUUUGGUUUUGCUACAAAUUCAGGGGAAAUGUAAAACCCUAGAACAGCUCAAAACCUCAUUUUGUCUACUGUUUUAGGUGUUUCUUUGUGUCUAUUAUACAGUUACCAAAGAUUGAAUGGAAAUCUUGCUGCCUGGGUGUGCUUGACAAACAGAAAUGUGUUGCUGACCAAAUUAAUCCGGAACAGGACAGGGAUAUCAGUUUCGGUUUCCUACCUUAGGUUUCCUUUUCCCGAUGAUCGUAAAUGUCUCCUAAAAGAUCUUUAUUUGGAAAGAAUUUGAACUUGGACCUUAUGUGGGUGUUUGAAGGACUGUUCAGAUCUAGUAAAACAGGUUACAGGGCAGUUAUAGAGUUGAGGUUUACAGAUUAUUAUUAUUAUUUUCUUCUUAACAUGUACUUUUAUAGUUUAUUUUUGAAGCUCUUACUUACAAGCAACUUAAAUACACAACUCCGGAAUCCCGAAAGUUGAGUUACUGUUAUUUCUGCUGUUAAAUACUUGCAAUUAUUCUGUUGUUUUUAUAUAUAUUAUACAUGUUUAGUUUUUAGUUGCUCUUUCUCUGAAGAAAUA